This is a messenger RNA of Nicotiana attenuata, 1492 nucleotides long. Its product is annotated as cingulin. The coding region runs from base 87 to 1319 and encodes 410 amino acids. The transcript has 14 exons. The record is from RefSeq and is a predicted model, not a curated record. Lineage: Eukaryota; Viridiplantae; Streptophyta; Magnoliopsida; Solanales; Solanaceae.
ACGAAGUUAAACCAACUCAACGCCACUGCAAACACGGACCACAUUCCAGAAACCGAUUCGAAUCUAAGGAGAAUUUUGGCGGGUAAAUGGAGCUCCUGAAGCUCUCCAAAUUCAAGCUCCAACUCCACGCCCUAAUUUCUGAAGUUCGAGAACUCAAAGAAAAGGAACGCAACGCGUCUCAACAAAUCCAAAUUUCGGUCCAGAAGCAAAAGCAAUCGGAGGAGGAAUUCAAUGAAAAAUUGGCGGAAUUGCGUGCUGAGUUAGGUUUCUCUAAUGAACUUAGGCAUAAGCUGGAAAGAAAGGUAACUUGCUUAGAGAAUGAGAACAAUUUGCUGGAAAGCAAGCAGAAGGAAUUGGAAGGAACUUUACAAAGCUUGCUUGAAUCAAGGGAAGCUUUUCUGAAGGCUUAUGAGGACUCUACUUAUGAAAUGAAGCGAUCUAUUGAAGACAGAGAUAGAAAAAUUGAUAUUCUAUCUGAAAAGUUAAGAGCUCAUUUGUUAUUAUUCGAUUCGAUGUCAAAGGAGGCUUCCUCCAUUAAUAAACUUAUGGAUGAUGCUAGACACACUCUCAGUCAAAAAGAGGAUGUAGUGGUUGGGCUAAAGAGGAAAAUGGAUGAGGUUUCUACUUUUGAGAAACUUUUCGUCGAGAAGAUCAACAACCUGGAAAACAAACUUAUGAAUAAUGAAGUGGAACUCACAAUCAAAGCUAAAAGAAUACGACAGCUGGAGGCAGAACUUGAGGCAGCAAUUCUUAGCAAGGAGUUCCAACCAAAGAUCACACAGCUUCAGAGAGAGAUAUCCACAAAGGAACUACUUCUACAGAACUUAAUCUCAGAGAACAAGGGACUGCAUUGUGAAGUAGGAAGCUUAGGCAUUUUCAUAAAAAGGAUUCAAGAUGCCGUCACUCGUAUGGGUGAAGAGGAUAGGAAGACAUUCACCUCACUGAUGGAAGGCCAGGAAGAAUGCCUUUCAAUUAGACAAAGUGAAAACUUACGGAUUCCAGAUAUUGCUCAAAUCACAGGGAAAGACACUAAUCCAAAGUCUUCUACGAUUGAAGAAAGCACAGGUUCCUAUCACGCCCUUGCUUUAUGUUCCUCACCAGAAGUUCAGGAGGAUUCAAUAAAGAGCCCCUUGAAGAAGGAUAACAAGAUUAACUGCUAUGUAUCAGAGUCUGUUUAUUCUCCCUCAACAUCAGCUUGCUCAGUGCAUUGUGAAGCUAUCAAUGCAAGUGUCUCUGUUGCUGCAGUAAAGGACGAGUACACAGAAUUAGCGAACCAGCUGGAUUCUGAAUGCUCAACGACUCAAGUGGAGAUACUGUAAAUUGUAAGAUUUUUGUCUUUGUAUCAGAAAUUUGUUUCGACUCUGCGAGCAAACUAGACUAACUUUUCAUGUACUUCAUUCUAGUAAAAUUAAGUUAGUGAAGUUUUGGUGAUCCACUAUGCAAAACUGCCCUUGUACUUGAGGCUGAGCGAUUGUUUUCUGCUUUCCACGUA